UUUAAAGAUGGCAUAGUUUUCGUUCCUGCUGAACGUUGUUUUUUUUUUACUUAAAAUCUUUCUUUUCAAUAACAGAUAAUUUAGAUAAUAAUUUAAAUAAGUAAACUACUUCGAUCGCUUAGCAAUCAACUCUGAUUUCAUUACAUACUUAUGUUACUGAUGCUGUUUUAAGCAUGUAGCGCAGAAAAUAUAUAAAUGAUCAAUAGCUAAUAGAAAUGUGAAUAUAAAAUGCAUGCCGAAUUGUGGAUUACAAUGUUGAUGAAGACUUGUGUAUACAUUUCUUGGAUAGGAUUAUUUUAUAUUCAAGAAAUCAAAGCGUGCCAACCAGCGGAGGAAAAAAACUUAUGGAAAUUAUCCAAGAAUUUAAAUAUUAUUCUGAAAUCAGAAAACCAGAGGUUUAAAUUGUACUUAAACGAUCAAUUUGUAUCGGAUUGUUACGUUAAUCACUAUUGCUUAAUCACCCCGAAAUCAAAGUGGUUUAACAGCUCAAUAACACACAACAACAAUGUGUUGACUUUUGACUUGAACAUAUCUAAUGUAACACGAAUUAGGCCUUGGGAUAAUGCUGAAGGGACAUGGUUGCUGCAAAUGGUGACUUUAAAUGGAAGAAAAGAAGAAAAGACCACUGUGUUUUCGUGUUUAUUGAAAGUAUACACCAAAAUAAGCCAUCUAGAUUGUUUAAUAGAGACGUCAGAAGACCAUUUGCAGUUGCGAUGUAAGACUUACAAGAUCUACCCUACCGCAGUCGGAUUUGUGUCUGUUUCAAUUAACGGGAAACCAAUACAAAAUCUGAAUUUUGAAUGUUCACAUACGCAGCUUCAUGGCAGUCCGGUUUAUUUUGACGCUGAUUGUAAAAUAAAAGUAAAGAUUAACACUGCAGGACAAUAUGUAUUCAAUGUCACACUGUAUCCUAAUGUUACAAACACAGUGAAGGACGUGGUGUUUGGAAAAAGUAUUUCUCACUUUUAUGAUUACGAAAUACUGCCAGAACCAGUUAUUGAAUUAAUAAGAUUAAAUAGUCAAGUCAGGUACAAUUCAAGAAAUUCAAACAAUAUUAAAGUAGAAGAGGGAUUAUACAACAUAAACUGUAUAUUUAAUGCAACAACAUCAGCUGUUAAAUUAGAAUGUUUGCAAACCCAGUUCAGCAUAAACGAUGAAAUGAAAAUAUUAAAUAUAUCAAGAUCGCAAACGAGUAUACGUUGCAAAUGUGAAGCAUCACAUGUACGCCUGCUUUAUGAAAAUUACACCACAAUCAUAAUGAUAAAUGUUUUAUAUGCACCAACGAUAAAGAGUUUCCAGGUGAAUGGUAAAAAUGUAAAAAGUUUGACAGUAAAUACAUUUGAAGCAUUGAACUUUGCCUGUGAAACAAAGGGAAACCCAACACCAGAAGUUAAACUUUAUAAAGAAGACCUAACCACUUUCAUGCUACAAAGUUCAAAAAGCAAAUUUUUGGACUGGAAAAUGAAUAGCGAUUGCAAAGAUACAGGACUUUAUAAAUGUGUUGCCAACUAUACUGAACAUGAGGCUAUCAGCAGUGUGCAAAUAAAUGUAUUAUGUCCCUUUCAAAUGACUUACCCUGAAAAGAAUAAUACGGUUUAUCAUGGGAAAAGGCAAGGCAGACUUAUAAUAAAGAUAGAGGUGUAUGGCUACCCACAACCCCUAAAGUAUUUGCUUUAUAUUAAUGAAACUCGUGUUUUUAUCAUGGAUGUUAAUUUAAAAACUCUGAAUCAAUCUUUGUAUACCAUUGAGUAUGUUGUUACAUUAUCACCACACGGAUGUGUUAUCUUAACCCUGACUGAUAUUCAAGAUUCAGAUUUCACAGAAAUGAAGCUUCACAUUGAUAAUGGAAUUGGGGCAAGCCUUGUAUAUAUGUUUACUAUUAAAGCAGAUAGUAUUUUCGAAUCAUUUCUAAAAGUAAUUAUUGAAAUAGGUGUUGGUUCAGUGUCCUUGCUUGUUUUUCUAGUAUUUGGUAUCUGGAUUUUCAAAUAUAUAACGUCAUACGAUUUGCUGAAGAAAAGCAAAGAUAUAGGAAUGAAAAGAGAUUUUGCAGUAGCAGAAGAAGAUAACAUUUACAUUGAUGCCAUUGACCCAUAUGAACUUAUUAAUGAGUACGAAGUUGUUGAAUAA
Molecule: messenger RNA, 2127 nt
Organism: Physella acuta
Lineage: Eukaryota; Metazoa; Mollusca; Gastropoda; Physidae
Source: RefSeq, a predicted model, not a curated record